AUGACGGAAACGAAAAGUGUCAAUGUAAGAGCUAUGCUCUUCGAUAUGGAUGGAACUUUACUUGAUUCCACUCCUGCUGUGAACGCAACUUGGGAAUACUUUGCUAAAGAGUAUGACUUGGAUCUGCAUGAGGUUCUAAGAACAUCCCACGGAGUAAGGACGAUAGAUAACAUGAAGAACUGGUGUGGGAUCACUGAUCCUGUAGAACUCAGAGACGCUGUGGAACUGUUUGAAGGGAUGAUUGUCAAAGAAGCUCAGGAAUUGCAGGCGGCAGGGAAAGAUGGAUUGAUAGCUUUACCGAAUGUUCUGGAUUUGUUGAAUCAUCUCAACACCUCCCCCAUCCCCGUAUGGGCCAUCGUAACCUCCGCUACAAACACCUACGCCUCCGCAGCUCUCCCGACGGCGGGUAUACCCACCACACCCAAGCUGAUCACCGCAGACGACGUUAGCAAUGGUAAACCUCAUCCUGAACCUUAUCUCACCGGUGCGAAGGCAUUAGAUGUGGAUAUAAAGGAUUGCAUCGUCGUGGAAGAUGCUCCCUCGGGAGUGAGAUCAGGUGUAGCUUCAGGAGCGAAGGUCUUGGCUACUUGUACGAGUCAUACGAGACAGCAAUUGGAGGGAUUAGGUGCGGAUUGGAUAGUAACGGAUUUGUCCAAGGUGUCAUUCGAAGUUAAAGAUGGUAGAGUGCAAGUGACGGUUGAUGAGAGCCCAUGA
Molecule: messenger RNA, 714 nt
Organism: Kwoniella botswanensis
Lineage: Eukaryota; Fungi; Basidiomycota; Tremellomycetes; Tremellales; Cryptococcaceae
Exons: 7
Coding region: 1-714 (237 amino acids)
Molecular function (GO): beta-phosphoglucomutase activity; sugar-phosphatase activity
Source: RefSeq, a predicted model, not a curated record